Molecule: messenger RNA, 1534 nt
Organism: Ectocarpus sp. CCAP 1310/34
Lineage: Eukaryota; Phaeophyceae; Ectocarpales; Ectocarpaceae
Source: the annotation of a GenBank genome assembly
CGCGGCGCGCGGCGGGCGAGAAAACAUGCGUCAGAAUCAUCACCCACUCCGCCAUCCACUGGGCGUCGGGGGGCUCGGUGCACGUGAGGCGACGGGCGGGAAGCGGGAUGGGUCUGUUGCGAAGGCACGUGGUGGAGUGGAGGACCAGCUUUGGCCGGAUAAGCACCGCCCGAGAGACAUCUCGUGUCUGGCGGUUCACUCGAAGAAGGUGGAUGAGGUCCGACACUGGAUGACCCUGGCGCUCGCCGCGCGGCCGGGAAACGAGGAGGCUUGCCGUGUGUUGGCCCUAGUGGGACCCCCGGGCUCGGCGAAAUCGACCAUGGUUAGGCUGCUGGCCCAAGACAUGGAUGUCGAGCUGGCGGAGUGGCAGGGGGGCCCGGCGUAUCGACCUUUCGCCGACGGCCCAGCCCUCAGCGGAGAGAGGCCCCGCUACGAGUUGGGCAGCAGCUACCAGAGCUCCAUCGACUCGUUCGAGGAGUUCAUGAAGAGGUCCUCCUACCGCGCGCUGUCCGUACUCGCCGUGAAACCAAGCAAAGCUGGUGCCGGCGCUGGCAGUCGGGCGGGCGCCAGCGACGUUGGCGGCAGCGGCGGCGCUGGCGCAGGCGGCGGUGGUGGCAAGAGGCGGCGUGUGGUGUUGAUCGAGGAGCUGCCCGAGGUGUGCGGGGAAGAGAAAAAGGCGCGGAUGAGGAGCCUGAUUGCGGAGUGCGCUCGCUCGAGCCCCUCCCCCGUGAUCAUCUGCUGGAGCCAGGCUUCGGAGUCGGCGUCUUACCAGUCUAGGCUGGAGCAGGUGCUCUCCCGCGAGACCCUCAGGAUGCCCGGGGUGCAGAUCACCACGUGCAACCCUAUAAAUGCCACGCUUCUGCGGCAGCAUCUGAAGGGAGUUCUGGCACUGGAAGGCGUGUCGGACCCAAAGGGAACGCUUGUGCAGAGCGCCAUCACCACUUGUGCAGGGGACAUACGGCACGCGCUUCUGAACCUGCAGAUGAGUGUCGGCGGCAGGGGCCGCAGUGGCUCAACCGCUGCCGCCAAGGCCGCCGCCGCUGUCGGGCGUUCCAACGGAGGACGUGGCCAAGCCAUGCUUUCAGGGGCGGCGGCGGAUGCGGCGGCGGCGGCGGCGGCGGGGCUAGGCGGAAGGAAGAAACGAGGAGCCGGGGUUUCCAAGUCUUGCGCGGUGGGGGCGGCGGCGGGCGGAACCGGGCAGAGGGACACGUUCUUGACGCAGUUCCACGCGCUCGGGAAGCUGCUGUAUGCCAAGCGCAACCCGCCCGAUUCUGACGGAGCGGGUGGUUGGCCGACGACGGGGGCAGGGGGGGAGCGUGGUGAUGGUGGCGUUGAGGGACGGGGCCCCCUGGCGUUCGUUCCGGAGGAGGUGCUGUCGCAGGGCGGGAUGGAGCUGGACUGGGCGUUGGCGUUCCUGCAGUACCACUGCGUUGAUUUCUACACGGAUGAGAGCGAACUGUCGCAAGGGCUCGGCUACUUCUCCGAUGCGGACGUCUUCGCGUCCAGGAUGUUCGACUCCUCGAGAGUGAGUUAG